AUGACUGAAUCCCUUCUGAACGACUUAUGCGACCUACUGAAGGCGAUGAUAUACACAGAGGACAGUUACUUCGUUAGGGAAGGCGACCCAGUUGACGAGAUGCUGUUCGUCAUGAAAGGCAAGCUUUCAAGCGUGGCAGCAGAUGGAGGAACAGCAGGCUUCUACAACGCUCACUAUGCCAGAGACGGAGACUGCUUUGGAGAUGCUGAUGACUUGAAGUUUGUGGUCUCUCAAUUUAGGCCUGCCACUAAACAGCAAGAGCAUUUGUAUAGCUACUACGCUGGUUCGAAGAUAUCUGACGCAGCCCGGUUGAUACAGAAAGCUUGGCAAGCAUAUAAAAGAAGGAAGCUUGAAGAAGCUCUUCUGCAGGAAGAAGAGAUUGGGUUGCAUUUGCAAGAUGAAUGGUUUAAGCCUAGAGGAAAUUCGUCUCGUUCACAUGCAAGCUCUUCUGAUGAAUCCUUGUUUCUGGAUUUGGAUCCUCAUACCUCUAAUUUUACUUACUAUAAUUUCACUUAA
This is a messenger RNA of Mangifera indica (mango), 516 nucleotides long. RefSeq names its product cyclic nucleotide-gated ion channel 1-like. The coding region runs from base 1 to 516 and encodes 171 amino acids. Lineage: Eukaryota; Viridiplantae; Streptophyta; Magnoliopsida; Sapindales; Anacardiaceae. The record is from RefSeq and is a predicted model, not a curated record. The transcript has 2 exons.